CGCACACUCGAGCAGCCAUGAACGACGCAGCAUCCCUCUCGCGCGCGACCUCCAUCUCAAAGGCGAGCAGACAAGGCUCGACUGCAUCCAGGAGCCAGUCUCUCAUCAAGAAGAACAUCGCCCCCCACGAUCUCAGACCCUCCGAUGUCCUCAUCGAGCGCUUCGUCGCGUGGAAGGCAAUCGUGAAGCAGCUCAUUGCCUACUUUGAGGGCAUCGCCGACAUCGAGAACAACACCGCAAAAGAAUUGACCAAGCUGGGAGCCGUUAUACAGGUUCCCUUUCGAUCCGGGAACCAAUUUCUCGGUGAGGGCGGCCUCCAGGACGUCUACUACGGCAUACGUGACAAGACUCGCGUGAUUGCAGAUCAACAUGCCAACCUCGGGCGCACCAUCGACAGCUCCAUUGUGCAGCACUUACAGAAGCUGCGCGUUGAGAUCAAGGCUCACAUAAAGAACGUUCAGAACGACACGGGAAAACUUGCAACCGGCGUCGCCAAGGAACGCGAGCUUUCCUCUAAACUCGUCAGCGAACUCGCCACCAACAUCUCAAUCUUCAAGAAUACCCCGCUCAGCGUAACCUCCAAAUCCGAUCCAUACGUAGCCAAUGUGGCCGUCUUCCGUCAACUGCAGAAACAGGUGCACGAAGAAAACGCGCUGCAAAAGUCCAUUAUCAUCAUGCAGCAGAACUCUGCGCAUUUCGAGGAGGGCAUCGUGCGCGCCAUCCAGUCCGCUUGGCAGACCUUCGACGAGUGGCAGUCACGCAUGUCAUCCUCGGUUCAAGACACAUGGCGCACACUCGGCCAGCACAUGGCAUCCCUCGCACCUGACCACGAGUGGAUAUCAUUCUCCGCCCGCUCCGAUCACCUCCUCGACCCCGAAACGCCGCUGCGCAACCCCGAAGCUGUCAAUUAUCCCUCCAAAGAAGACCCUUCGGUCAUCGCCGUGCACACGGGCUACCUCGAGCGCAAGAAGCGCUUCACGCGCACAUACCGCGAGUCUUACUACAUCCUCACCCCCGCUGGGUUCCUGCACGAGUACUCGUCCUCUGACCCGACACAGUCCACUUCUCCGCUCUUCAGCCUCUUUCUUCCUAUGUGCACGCUCGGCCCCGCCUCUGCGCCCACCGCCAAGUCGCACAAGUUCCACAUCGAGGGCAGGCGUGACGGCUCUGGUACAACAAAAACAGGCUCGCUGCGGAUAGGCAGCGGCCAGCACGCAUGGAGCUUCCGCGCGCGUAGCCACGAGGACAUGAUGGAGUGGUGGAACGAUGUGCGCAUGCUCUGCGCGCGUUAUCUCGUUGCCAGCGAGCACAUGGAGCGCAGCGGGCCAGUCGCCGCCGCCGUGCGCGCCGCCGGGUACCUCAGUGAAGAGGAGGGUGACGACGACGAAGGAAGCAGUGUCGAGGAGGAGCAGGACGAGGGCGAGGGCGAGGGCGAAGAAGAAAUGUAUCUCGAAGCGAGGGAGGUAGGUGCGGGCGAGGACGCUGAGACGGAGCCGCCCUCGUAUUCGCAUCCGCACCGCGAUUCAGGCAUCGAGGUUGGUCACAAUGGAUACGCGAUCGAUAAAAAAUCAGGACCCGAGCGAUAUACCGCCGGCUCACCCGAGCCCCGCGCGCAUGACGGCAGCGGGCUUGGGCGCAGGCCAAGCCAACGGCAACAGGAGAAGGCGCCAGAGGGGCGCGCACCGCACGCGGGGACGCUGGACGAUGGUGCGGGCCCGGCAGCGACAGAGGAGGGCGAGGCGGAGCCAAGUCAAAGCCAUGGCGGUGCGGCGUCGUCGCCUGGGCAGGCGCCGAUCGAGAGUCGGUUCACGGAGGGGCUAUGAGUGCCAGUGCGAGCUGUGGAUGCAGGGUUAUGUACUUUUGGACGUUCGACACCACACCGUGGUUUCAUUUACCUGGUCCUUGGGCUAUGAUCUUUGUAUGUAUCAAGUAGCUGGAUACGGACACUCCAUUUCGAUUUCUGUAGUGUGGUAACAUUGGACCAAGGGCACGUUUCUCCGUGCUUUUUGCAGAUGCAGUCUUUUUUCUCAAUCCAGCUAGCAUGGAUAGCAUAUACGGUUGUUA
Heterobasidion irregulare TC 32-1 is the source of this 2064-nucleotide messenger RNA. RefSeq lists its product as uncharacterized. Bases 18 to 1823 code for a protein of 601 amino acids. NCBI's taxonomy places the organism in Eukaryota, Fungi, Basidiomycota, Agaricomycetes, Russulales, Bondarzewiaceae. The record is from RefSeq and is a predicted model, not a curated record. The transcript is spliced from 6 exons.